This is a messenger RNA of Anguilla anguilla (European eel), 5994 nucleotides long. Its product is annotated as guanine nucleotide exchange factor VAV2-like. Gene Ontology annotation, biological process: cell migration; regulation of GTPase activity; intracellular signal transduction. Gene Ontology annotation, molecular function: protein binding; guanyl-nucleotide exchange factor activity. The coding region runs from base 1549 to 4191 and encodes 880 amino acids. Gene Ontology annotation, cellular component: cytoplasm. The record is from RefSeq and is a predicted model, not a curated record. NCBI's taxonomy places the organism in Eukaryota, Metazoa, Chordata, Actinopteri, Anguilliformes, Anguillidae. The transcript is spliced from 30 exons.
GUACAGCGCGCUCUCGUGGUCGUCAUGUUGCGUCCCCCCACCCUCUAUUUGCCUGUUCGUACGAAAACCGUGUAGCCUACACAUCGAAGUCAUACGAAACACAUCAAGUACAAAAAACAUCGUUCAAUCUGCGUGCACAAGCCUCGCCACAGUCAUUUGUAUUAUUUGCAUUCGCCGACAAUGAGACUUCUUCGCGUGCCUCUCAACUUUCUCUUCCCACACAUGAGCGUGCCUGGCCGGAACCCCGUUGCCAUCUCGCCGCCCUCUGUCAAGCGCGCGCACGCUUACCCGCAAAGCCUGCGAUAGGGAAGGGAGCAGAGUUGGGAGGCAAAACACUGAAAAACCACAAGGAACCAGCAUUGAGAAGGGACUCAAGAGAAAGAAACGACGAGAGGCAGUACACGAUACGAACAAUCUGGAAUAUGUUCGCAGUGUUUUGGUUACACUACUUGUAAGACGGCAACGGGAGAAACAAGAUGAACAUUCAUUGGCAGCGCAUGUUUCUCUCUGGCUACCUCUUGGACGAUGUUUCGAGCGCAGUGGAGGCAGUGUGAACGUUGAACGGGCGUCGCGAGAACAUUUCUCCCAUUCUCUGCGCUGCGAAAACAGUCGCGUGCAAGCGAGGGCUAACGGCUGCGGAGUUUGCAAUCAUUAAACAAAAGGGAAAAGCUCUGAACUACGCCGAAAACAGUGCCAUACCCAGCACAGAAGGCUGUACGAAACCACACUUUGCUGCGUGGCUGAAGCGAGCAGGAAUCUCCACCGCUGGAGCCCGGUGUACUGUAGGCUACAAGUAAAUUGUGGAAAGCGGUUGCAAAUUCAGAUGUUCUGCGAUGUUUCUGUUUUGAAUGCUGAAGUUUUAUUGUACACAAAAGCACUCGUUGGCUCCCAGAAGAGGAAUUUAUCAGGCUAAUUUGGGGGAAGUGUGCCUUUUCCCACUUCAGGAUUAAAACGCUGAGAAGGUGCUGAUAAACAAAAAUGCAUACGGAUUUAUAUUGUCGUGAGAACCGCUGAGGAUGAAGAAAAGAAAAACGCAUUUGGGCUUUCUUUAAAUCUGUUGACGAAAAAUAGGUAAACCAACGGGAUUCUAAAACACUUUUUUCCGAGGGAGUGUCAUUCUGUCUCUAGACUGUUGUCAAUGAUCUGGUCAAAGAAACUUAACCCUUUAUCUGCCUAUUAUACCAUGUAAAUAAUUAUUUGAAUUUGCUGAAAGAAUAUAGUUUCUGGAGUGGUCAUUACCUUGGUUUCAACACAUCAAAUGUAACGUAGAGUGAGUGGAUCAAAACACCCACAUACUCUGUGUUAUAUAUCGUGAUAACUGUAAAAUAAUUGUAUAGCACAGAAACAACUUUAAAAACAAGUUUAUUGUCAAUUGCAUUCCGUUUUACGAAGGAGUCAGAAAGGAUUACGCCUGUCUCGCUCGCGUGCCAGUAGGAAUCGCGGAGUUUCCCCCUCUCGGGGCAGCGAGUGAACCCGGACCCUCCUGAACGCCCGCUCGCCGGUUUUAAGUGUUGGUGCAAAAAAAAAGUCUGUUUUUCCACGACCGAAAUGGAGGAAUGGAGACAAUGCGGACGGUGGCUAAUCGACUGCAAAGUCUUGCCCCCGAACCACCGGGUCGUGUGGCCGUCGGCAGCCGUGUUCGACCUGGCCCAGGCUCUCCGUGACGGCGUGCUCUUGUGUCAAAUGCUGCACAACCUUUCGCCCGGAUCUGUGGACCUAAAGGAGAUCAACUUCAGACCACAGAUGUCUCAGUUCCUGUGUCUGAAGAACAUCCGGACCUUCCUCAAGGUGUGCCACGACAAGUUUGGCCUGCGCAGCAGCGAGCUCUUCGACCCCUUCGACCUCUUCGACGUGCGGGACUUCGGGAAGGUCAUUUCCGCCCUGUCCCGAAUCUCCCACCACAGCUUCGCACAGAACAAGGGCAUCAGGCCGUUCCCGUCGGAGGACACGGCGGUGAACGAGGACGACGUGUACCGGAGCCUGGAGGAGCUAGCGGAUGAGCACGAUGUGGGAGAAGAUGACAUCUACGACUGCGUGCCGUGCGAGGACGACGGCGAUGACAUCUACGAGGACAUCAUCAAGGUGGAGGUUCGACAGCCAAUGAUCAGGUACAUGCAGAAAAUGGGGAUGACUGAGGAGGACAAACGGAACUGCUGCCUGGUGGAGAUCCACGAGACCGAGGCCAAGUACUACAAGACCCUGGAGGACAUCGAGAAGAAUUAUAUGAUUCCACUGAAGCAAGUCCUCAGUCCCCAAGACAUGGAGGCCAUUUUUGUUAAUCUGGAGGAUGUGAUUAAAGUCCACUUCUCCCUGCUGAGGGCCAUUGACAUGAACAUGGUGGGCGGCGGCGGUGGUCUGGGAAAGAUCUUCCUGGAUUUCAAGGAAAGGUUGCUGAUAUACGGCCAGUACUGCAGCCAGAUGGAGAACGCCCAGAAGACUCUGGACGAGCUCAUCGCCACACGCGACGACAUCAGGAUGAAAGUGGAGGAGUGCACUAUGAAGGUUCAAGAAGGGAAAUUUAAACUCCAGGACUUGCUGGUGGUUCCCAUGCAGAGAGUCCUGAAGUACCAUCUCCUACUAAAGGAGCUGCUGAGUCGCUCCACUGACCGGCCUGAGAGAGAGCAGCUAAAGGAGGCGCUGGAGGCCAUGCAGGAUUUGGCUAUGUAUAUAAACGAGGUAAAAAGGGACAACGAGACCUUGAAAAAAAUCAGCGAAUUUCAGAGUUCGAUAGAAAACCUUCAGGUGAAUCUGGAGGAGUACGGGAGGCCAAAGAUAGACGGCGAGCUGAAGGUCUCCUCCAUCGUCAACCGCACCAAACAGGACAGGUACAUAUUCCUGUUCGACAAAGUGGUGAUCGUCUGUAAGCGCAAGGGCUACAGCUACGAGCUGAAGGAGAUCAUCGAGCUGCAGUCCUACAAGAUGUCCGACGACCCCAUGAACAACCGGGACAUGAAGAAGUCCAGUGGAAAAAUGUGGUCCUAUGGGUUCUACCUGAUCCACCUGCAGGGGAAACAGGGCUUCCAGUUCUUCUGUAAAACUGAGGACAUGAAGAGGAAGUGGAUGGAGCAGUUUGAGAUGGCCAUGUCCAACAUAAAGCCAGAGAGAGCCACAGCAAACCAGCACAACUUUCAGAUGCACACGUUUGAGAAGAACACCAACUGCCGAGCCUGUAAAAUGCUACUGAGGGGGAUAUUCUACCAGGGGUAUUACUGCUCCCGCUGUGGGACGGGAGCUCAUAAGGAGUGCCUGGAGGUCAUUACCAUCUGCAAAAUAAAUCCACAUGACUUGGAACCCGGCCCCACUGCAUCAGGUCCGAAGAUGGUGGCGGUGCGUAAUUACCACGGGACCCCCUCCCCCCCCGGGAAACCACCUCUCUCCUUCCAGACCGGUGAUGUCAUCGAGCUGCUGAAGGGAGAUCCCGACACCUCCUGGUGGGAGGGCCGGCUCAUUCAGACCCAGAAGACGGGCUUCUUCCCAAACUCCUGCGUGAAGCCCUGUCUCGAUCCCAAGCCAUUCCAGUCCUUCCCCAGUCGACAGUCGUCCAGAGAAACGGAUUAUUACGUGUACCCCUGGUUUGCUGGGAACAUGGAGCGGCAGCAGGCCGACAACCUGCUCAAGUCGCACAGCAGCGGGACCUACCUGAUCCGCGAGCGAACUGCCGAGGCCGAGAGAUUCGCCAUCAGCAUCAAGUUCAACGAUGAGGUGAAGCACAUUAAAGUUGUGGAGAAGGACAACUGGAUCCACAUCACAGAAGCAAAGAAGUUUGAGAGUCUCCUGGAGCUGGUGGAGUACUACCAGGCGCACUCCCUGAAGGAGAGCUUCAAGCUCUUGGACACCACGCUGCGGUACCCCUACAAAUCGCGAGAGCGCUCCACGUCCCGCGCCAGCACCCGCUCCCCAGCAGCCCCCUGUGCUUCCUACAACUUCUCUUUCCUCAGUCCUCAGGGCCUCAACUUCUCCUCUCAGACCUCCGCCCCCUUCUGGUCAGUGUUCACGCCCAGGGUGGUCAGCACGGCGGUGGCCAGGUACAACUUCGCCGCCCGCGACAUGAGAGAGCUGUCCCUGAGGGAGGGGGACAUCGUGAAGAUCUACAGCAAGAUCGGGGGGGACCAGGGCUGGUGGAAGGGGGAGGCAAACGGCAGGAUUGGUUGGUUUCCCUCGACAUACGUCGACGAGGAAGGAGUGCAGUGAUUGGACGAGAGGCUCUGACGUCAUCCUUCCUCCUCCACUCAGAAGACUCCCGUUCGCAGCCCUCUGAGAGGACUCCUGGGUUUCCAUGGAAACUGCCUGUGAAAUAUUUUGCUGGACCCUGGCCUCAGCUGGUUUUACAGUGAACGUGUACUGAUGUUUUCUUUGGUCGUGUCAUGAAUCUGCUUGGUUUUUUUUUUUUUUUUAAUCAUAAAAAAAACGUCCAGAAGAACUCCGCGAAGAUAGAAAUGGACUCUGAAGUUGCUGACCCUAACUGAAUCGGGCGUGUUUAUUAUGCAGACUGCUGAAGUGCAGCAGCUCAGAGAGUAAACUCGCAGUGUGGUGACGCAGGAGGCUGGCUUCGCUGUCGUAAAGUAAUACUCUCCUGCACUAAUGCAGGGCGGUGAGAAGGGAGUAAUGUAAUGUACAAAUAAUUUAUUUUAAGAGAUGGACCGAUAUUAAUGAAUAUAGGGAAAGUCUGUACUUUUCAGCAAAAGCGGCAUCGAAAAGAGGAAGGAGAGAGAAGACGGCGAGCGUCUUCGCUGGGAGAAUUUGCCUUAGUUGUCAUGGCAAUGCCUUUGCGGGUAGACGAGGGUGGGGGUGGGGAGAAGGACGGAAAGCGCUUGGCACAGGAAGUCACUCUGUCCGUACAGGAAGUUACUCCGUCCGUGCACGCUGUGCCUUGCAGACAUCAUCCCUGAGCUCUGACUGUGGUCACAGUCGCUGGUCACCACGUGACAUAAAGAUCAUGAGCUUGGCGGCCAUUUCAGGAACCAGGCGGCACAGAGGUACGAGAUCUGUGGCCAUGGCAACGGAGCGGUCAGGAGAAGAGGCUGCAGCCAAUGCGUUCCACCUUUGUCAGUCAUCUGCCCUUCAUUAGUCUGUCCGUCCAUUUGUCCAAACACCUGUCACACAGAGAGAGGCCCUAUCCUACAGAGAGAGGCCCUAUUCUUCAGAGAGAGGCUCUGUCCUACAGAGAGAGGCCCCAUAUUACAGAAAGAGGCCCCAUUCUUCAGAGAGAGGCCCUAUACUACAGAGGGAAGCCCUAACCGACAGAUAGAGGCCCUAUCCUACUGGUUUGGAUGAAGAACAGCCCUCUCCCACAAACACACAUGCACACACACAUAUAUGCAGAGACACAAUGUGCACACACACACGCAUACACAGACACACAUGCACACACACAAGGUGCACACACACACACACACUCACACAUGCACAGGGAGAAAGCAUGUAUUUGUGCAAGGAGUCACUGUGCUCACUGGACCAUAACUAAUGCAGCUAAAACUCGGCAGGAAACUUCAAAGUUCAGCUCCUUACACUACUUACAGGUGUGUACUAGCCAGACUCCCCCCAACACCUUACAGGUGUGUACUGGCCAGACACCCCCCUUACAGUUGUGCACUGGCCAGACACCCCCCCCCCCCCCCCCUUACAGGUGUGUACUGGCCAGACACCCCCUCCCCUCUUCUGCAGCUGAAUUGAAAUGAGACACGUUUCACUGGACUGAGUGGUUGCAGCAUUAAUGACUACAUACGGGGGUGGAAGUGGAACAGUGUGAAGGGAGGCUGAUGCUCUGUGUAAAAGGGUAAUUAUUUAUCUUUGCGCUGCGUCACAGCACUUUAAAACCAUGGGUACUUGUGUCAUAUGGGAUUCAAAAGGGAAAUUUCAGCGCCCUCUAGAACGCGCUGAUGGAAAUCUAUUGGAUAUGUUCAUUGUUUGCACACAUCAGAUUUUACCUGAACCCGAACCCUCUUUACAGAUGGAACAAUAUAGCCAUUUCAUUAAAAAACCCUCCAAGUUCAA